Molecule: messenger RNA, 264 nt
Organism: Staurois parvus
Lineage: Eukaryota; Metazoa; Chordata; Amphibia; Anura; Ranidae
Source: the annotation of a GenBank genome assembly
UAUAUAUAUAUAUAUAUAUAUAUAUAUAUAUAUUUUUUUUAUAUAUAUAUAUAUAUAUAUAUAUAUAGAUAUAUAUAUAUAUAUACACAGACACACACACACACACACACACACACACACACACAGACACACACACAAUCCAAAUGCACAUGUUCCUGCAUUAAAAAUGACUGUGUGUAUAAGUGGGUGCUGCAGCGACUGUCGGCUGGAACCGAACAGAAUCAGCAAGGGAAAAUGUCACCAGCACACCGAGGAUCACCAAUA